Corvus hawaiiensis (hawaiian crow) is the source of this 8410-nucleotide messenger RNA. RefSeq names its product tumor protein p53 inducible nuclear protein 2 (gene TP53INP2). Gene Ontology annotation, biological process: autophagosome assembly; positive regulation of DNA-templated transcription. The transcript is spliced from 4 exons. NCBI's taxonomy places the organism in Eukaryota, Metazoa, Chordata, Aves, Passeriformes, Corvidae. Gene Ontology annotation, cellular component: nucleus; autophagosome. Bases 369 to 1055 code for a protein of 228 amino acids. The record is from RefSeq and is a predicted model, not a curated record.
GCUGUCGGAAGGUCCCGAUUUGUGCGGGGGAGCGGCGCGCGCUCGGCAGAACCGCGGGGUCCGCAGCGGCACCGGCACCGGCACCGCACCGGCAUCGCCCCGGCACCGCCCCGGCACCCGCACCAGCACCGCCUCAGCGCCUUCCGGGACCCGCAGGGCCGGCCUUUGCACUGAAGCCAAGUGAAGAACCUCACAAUUGCACUACGUACCGCUUAGCUCUGAUUUCUCUGGCAGCCAAACAUCUCUGUCACCAAGACCUCGAGGGCUGUUUUUCCCCUCCCUGCCCAUCUCUCCUGUGUCUGUGCCUGGAAGCUGGUGCCCAGCAGUAGCUCUAUCUCCCCGUCCAUCCUGCUGGACUGCUCCCCACCAUGUUUCAGCGUCUCACCAGCCUCUUCUUCAGUGACAGCAACACACCAGAGGGCCUAGAGGAGCCCAAACCCUUUGUUGAGGAAGAGGAGGAGGAAGAUGGCUGGCUCAUAAUUGAUCUUGCAGGCAGCCGUGCCCGCCCCGGCCCCGCCCGCCGCCCCGGUGCUGGCGGUACCGGGCGCUCGGCGCGACCCCGCCCGACACCCCCCGGUCCGCCACCGCCACCGGCCGCUUCCCCGGCUCCGGCCGGUCCCUGCUUGAUGGACGAGAGUUGGUUUGUCACCCCUCCCCCCUGUUUUACUGCAGAGGAGCCCGGCCCCGACGGCGUGGGGAGCAGCCCCAUGGAGGACCUGCUCAUCGAGCACCCCAGCAUGUCCGUCUACGUCACCAGCACCCUCGAGGUGGAUGGGGAGGGCCCCGAGGACGAUGCUGCAGCGGACGGGCCGGAGCCGCGGCCGGAGCGGCCCGUGGCGCACCACGGCCGGGCGCUGGCGGUGAAGGCGGCGGCGCUGGACAAGGCGGGGCAGGCGCAGCGGCUGCAGCGGGCCAAGCAGCUGGCGGAGCGGCACCGCCUGGGCCAGAAGGCGCUGCAGCGGCAGAACCGGGCCCGGCAGCGCCCGCCCCGCCGCGCCAAGCAGCUCCCCGGGGCCUUCGUGCACCAGCCCUGCCAGCGCCACUGCAACUACUGACCUCGCUCCCCCGCCCAGGGGCUGCCCCCGGCCCCGGGAGUGCGGGCCCCACGGACACCGGGACACGGCGGCUCCGCUCCACUCCCCGCGCCCGCACGCCUCGCCCGCACUCCUCAUCUUCCUCCUGUCGCCCUCACCGCGCCCCUCGCCCUCGAUGCCGUCUGGGCCACAACCCCUGGAGCCGCCGGCAUGGAGGGCCACGCCACCCCUCCCCAACAGCCUCGACAGCCUUCACGUGGGAAAUCAGUAUUCCCAGUGACAUCACCUCUUCCCGAAAUACACCUGUUCCCGGUGAAGCCUGUUUGUCCUGAUAAGCCUGUGACAUCAGUGCCUUUCCUCACAUCAUGACUCCAUGUACAGCCUGGAUGGGAUGUCACACAGACACCGAGCGGGAGUGACAAGAGCAAUGAAGCCACAAGAUUUGGGAUUUUUAGGAAAAUCUCAUCAAUGACACUAAAUAAUGCUUCCGCCCUGCAAAACCAGCAAGUGCUCCUGUCCCUCCUUGAUUUCUUAGCUACAUUUGACCAUGAUAACCCCCCACUGCCAGUCCCAAAGGGGCUUGUGGUUGAAAGCGCUGGUGGAAUCUCUGUGGCCGGGCCAGCCAGGCGGCUCCUGGUGCCUCACGGUGGUCUUUUUAAAAAUCAACCUUAAAAGGAAUCUCAGGAAUCAAAGCACCGUCCCAGCGCCGCGCCGGAGCCCUUGGCUACCAUGCCAGGAGGGGUGGCCAGCCUGGGGUGGCAUCACCGUGGCUGGUGGUCCCAUCUGAGCGAGUCCCGUCCUCCUGGAGCAGGUCACCUGCCCCAGCCACAGCUGUAUCCCUGUGGGUACGCCUGUAUAUGUGUGUGUAUAUAUUUCUCUCUGUACCGUCAUACUCAGAAGAGCCCCUGUUAAGCCGAGAAGCGUUGUCUGCCUGGUGUCAGUCCUCGGGAAGGGAGAGGGGGCAGGGAUCUGCACAGCUUCCCCAAGGUGGCCAAAGCAUGUCGAUGGUGGUGGUGAAAGGAUGCUGAAGAAGAGGCCGGAGGGAAGAGGCUGAAGUAAGGACAAAGAUGGAUCUGGGAGCCACUGAAAUGGGUCAAGAUGGGGCAGGCCUGAGUGAGAGGAUUGCUGUAAGAGGAGCUGUAACAGGAGCAUCUUCUUUCCCCACUAAAAAUUGCAUCCUUUCCCAUGAAGGGCCAAAUUCCUCUGCUAGGCAAUGCUGAUUUUUAAUGCAAAUCCCUCCUCUCUCCAUGAUGGACUCCUUCUGCCUUUGGAAGAACAUGGCUCCAGCACCAGCUGAGAUAGCUCCAAAUCCAGCAGAAAUUUACUGAGCUGCCCUCCCAGUUCUCUCCUUUUAGGAACUGGUUUUGCACCCUGUGCCCUGCGAAAGAGUCCUGCUCACGACCAGCUCACAGUCUGGAUUCCCCCACCCUCUGAGACGAGAAAUACCUCCACAACUCCAGAAAAUUCCAAUUUCACCAGAGGUUCUUCCACUCACCAUGUUGCAUCCCUUAAUAUCAGCCAGGCACCUCGGCUGAAGGAGUCGUGGUGAGCCCAGACUCAGACAGCUGAUAGUUAUUAAUUCUUUUGAUGAGAUUAAAACCAAAAUGAACCUUCUUAGGAGCAACAGCCCCCAGCUCCGGGCCAGGGAGCCUGGACCGCAGUAGCCGGCUGCUGCUGCUCACCUGCAGCGUUUCCCCUUCACUCCGCUGCCUCGGCGUUCCCAAAAGCCCAGAGCUGGGGAAUUCCGUGCCCCCGGCAUCGCCCCGCCCUCCUCGGGCCUCACUGCAACCUCUGUCCCUCACCAAGCCUGAGACCACACUGCAGAUCACCCUGUCCCACCCCUGCUGUCUUCUUGGUGAAGAGACUGACAUCUGGCUCCAGGGGAGCGUUUACAUCCUUUGGCUUCCUGGGCUUCACACUCGAUGCCUUUUUUUCACCCUGCAGUGAUGCCUGGGAUUGAUGGGGAGCAGGGCAUGUGCAGGGACACUGGCACAGGUGCAUGUGACAACAGGCAGGGGCUGAGCCCGAGCUCCCAGAUGUCUGAUGGGGUGCUGCCUUCCCAUCCCGCUCUCCCCAUAUCGCUGGAUGAGCCCCUCUGUGGCCACUGGGCAGCAGCAUUAGAGGAAGCGUUUUCUCUGCAGCCCCAACACACAUCAAGAAGUGUAGAAGCCAAGCACUGUCCAGCCCCCAGCUUGGUCUCCACUACAGAUUCUCCUCCUGUGCAUCCAAGUUGCUGCCAGAACCCCUGGAACACUCCAGAAAUCAGAGGCUGGCUGCGACCCCAUUGCCCCCUUGGCAGCUCCCAGAGGAACAGGCUGGGGGGAGCAGUGGCCCUGAGGCAGAUCCUGCUGUGUCUCCCCUGCCAGGCUCUCCUGUGCCUGCCCGACUGCUGGAAAUGGUACCCCAGGAGAAAUCCCUUCUGGAAACCCUCCCGUGCAGCCCACUCAUCUGCUGUGAGCCAGAGGCCUUUGGCCGUGUUCCGGGGGGACUUGUCUCAGUCUGGCACUGCCACCAGCACCCAGCCCCCAGUGCCCAUUCCAAACAGGUGAUCUUCCUCCGUCCUGGUUUUCAGAAGCAAAUUCAAACAGUUUUCUUUUCCUUUCUUCUUUCCAUGCCAGUCUGUCUUUCAUCAUGCUGUGCCCAGCCAGCACAGGAGAUGAAGCAGAACUGUUGUCACACUUUAUAUCCAGAGUAUGUUUAUAAAGGUUUAAUAAAUUAUUAAUAAUGUUUUCAUGAAGAGGUUAAUCCAGACCCUGAGCCUCUGGCAGCUCAGUGGAGUGCACAAACCACAGCAAAUGAGCUCCUGCAAGCCCCCUCUGUUGUUUGCACUCUUGCUGUGUAUUAACACCCGACACUCACCUGCCAGCCCUUCGCCCCCAGUGUGACCCACCCUCCCUGUGCUGUGGCAAAGGUCUGUUCAGCCUGGGCUUUGCAGAAGACCUGCAAUGUUCUGCUCCUGCCCAGCAGCAAGCACAAGGCCUGGCCUGGUCACAGGCCUCCUGCCCAGUGCUGCCAGAGCAAGAAAACCCCUUUUCACUGAGGUUUUUUGUCUCCUCAGAUCUUAAAACAAAUGAAAGGUGCUUAAAAACUGAGAACUUCCUGUGUGUGCACCCGUGUGCAUGUGUAGAUAUUUCACAGCCCAGUGUGGGUGUUCAGUAGCUUGUUUUGGGGUGUGGGAUUGAAUUUUUUAGGGGUUUGUUGGGAAUUUUUUUUUUUUUUUGCACCCAGUAUUUGUGAUGCGCUGUGUGGUGCUUCCAGUGGGAAGGUUCUGGUUUGCAGGGAGCUCUUGGGCUGGUCCUGCUAGGACAGGUGGGGUGAAUUUUGCUUUCUUUUCUGUACUUGUGUAGGGGGAAACUACAGCAUGGACUCAGGGACAAACCAAUCUGCUGGGGUCUUUAAAAAUGUCUUUUUCCCAGGCUUCUCUGUUAGAAUGGGGGGCUUGGUUCUGGGGUGCUUGCAGGGAUGUGGCCUGUGGCAGCACAUGCUGGUGACAGGAGCUGUGGGGUGCUCUGACACUCCUGUGUGGAAAAGAAUUUGUGGCCAUUCAUGGUGGGACCAUUCCUGGGCUGCAGCCCCUCUUCAUUUGUUCAUUGCCCUGAAAAUUCACCUUUACAGCUGCUAGAAUGUGUCUGGUCCCUUUUUAGACUUGCUUGUGAGCAACCACAUACGGAUUUUCAGCACUGAGCCUCCUAGGGUUUGGGAAGUGCAGCAGAGCUGUGUGUUACAGCCUGACCCACCACAUCACUGGGAUCAGGAGACAGCCAGGAUGGGGCAAGCCAUUGGAAUGAUCACCUGGAGAAAUGGUGAUGCAGGCAACUGAAAGAAAGUUUUGCAUUUCUUGCAAUGAAAGCAUAAAAAAGGGGAAGAAUUCCCAGUGGAAAGACCUGGGCAAAUCCCUGUUCAGUACAUGUCAGCUCUGCUGGGCAGCAUGGCAGUGCUGGGCUCAGACACCUGAGCUGGCUCCAGCCCCAGCAGCAGCUUCCCAGCCCCAUACUGGAAUCGCAGGCUCGGGGGCAGCAGGGCGCUGGGACGGGCUGGGGCAGUGCCCUCAGUGAUGGCUGGAGCUUGUCACACCCCUUAUGGAGGGAAGGAUCUUUCCACCACUGAAGCCCCCAUGGUGCAGGGAUCUUCUCCAAGCAGGAUUUCCAUCUGCCUGCCUGGUUCUGCUCUGCCUGCCCGGCCCAGCGCGAGGGAUGAACCCCCGAAGUGUGACGGGGCCAGGAGGGACAGCCCUGCUGGAGAAGUGCCACCUCUUGGGAUGCACCAGGGCCCCCCGUGCCCCCAGGCCCCCAAGGCUGUGCUUGCUGCUGGCAAGGCCAGGCUGUGGCACACUCAGGACCCCUCACUGACAGCUGCAGUGAAGUUCUCGCACCGAAUUCUGGCUCUUGCUUGGCACAGCAAGGCUGGAGGGCUGCAGAGGGAGUAGGGGCAAAAGUCCUCCUCACCUGUUGCUCUGAAAUUUGCACUCACAAAUGUGCUUUCUAAGAAGCUCUGCUGCAAAAGCUUGGUCUGGAAGAGAAAUGAUUCUCUCCAUGGGAGGCUGUGUUUCCUUCUCAUUGUGGAUAACAUAAAUGCAUGGCUCAUCCCAAAGAUCACUGCUGUGGAAAUCUUCUCUCUUUAGGCGUGUUUCUAAUCAAUAGUUUUACAUUUACAUCAUACUGAUAAUUCUUUGUCUUCUAUCCAGCCCUGCUGGGGAGCAAAGUACCCACUUAGAUGUCUUGCCAUACCAGAAAGGAAAAAAAAGAUGAAAAAUACUCCAGUGAGGUUCUAGGCUUGAGUCCCACAGCUUUGCAGUUGCCCCUCUGGAUCAGUAUCAAUUCCAUUGCCCUGCAUAAAGUGGAAAUUAAACUUCAUGUGAAUUUAUUGAAAAACAAGUGAGCCCCCAAAGAUCAAGCAUCUAAUAAUUAGGAAACAGUAAGAAGACCUAAGUCACCUUAAGUCAAGAGAAAUCAUUCUCAGCAUCUCUCAGAAGGCAGCACCGAGCCCCACUGCCCUGGGAAUGGCUGGUGGCAGUCCUUGAGUCUUCCCUGAGUGUCUGGGUUAAAACAAGAGGCCAUCCAUGUCCAGCUGGUGCCAGGGGACUCUCAAGCCACCGGGGAUUGUCAGCUGCCACCCCUCCCACGGGUGACUCUGAUGUGCCUCCAGUUUGCUGCUCCUCCUUUGCUGCAUGCACUCAGAAAUAGCUGCUGGCAGCAGGAGGGAUGCACCAGCACCUCAGCAUCCCCCCAAGCUUCACAGAGCUUCCCCCCAAGCCCUUCUCCACCACUGGACUGUGGUGGCCUCAGCACAGCUGCUGGCAGGGACUGGAGCCUGAGGAGGGACACCCACAGCACUGACAGCCCCUCCCUCCCAAGGGACUGCCACGGGCAGACCCACCAGGGACAGGAACGGGCCUUAAAAGGGGCUGAUCCCCUCAGGGCUUGUCUUCUUCAAGCUGGAGCUUUCUGUCUCUCAGACCUGCUCCAUACAAGUCAGUAACCUCCUGUCAUCCUCACGGCCUCCAUCCUCGUCCCAUUCCCAUCACUGGAGUGGCUGCCACAGGUUGCCUGAAUGUGGCUGUGGGAGCUGGAUGCAGCAGUGGGAAAGGCUCUGCCUGCCUGAAGAGUCCCUUCUUUGCUGAGAGGUGUCCUCAAACCUAUUGGAGAUGCCACCUUCUCCUUGCUCGUCUCCAGGAUCCCAGAGCGCUCCCCAGCCAUGGGCUCUGGACAGCUGGACACAGUUGGGCAGGAGGUCUCCCUGUUCCAGGCUGUCCAUUGAUGCAUCUCCAUCAGCUUUUCUUUUUGCUCCUUGAGAACAUUUGUCAUUAACUAAACCUGUAACUCUCUCCUUAGAGGAAUGACAGGGAUGAGCAGCUCCUUUUAAUAGCAAAGGUGGCUCUUAUGUGUGAUGAUCUUUCCAGUUCUUCUGUGCAGAGUGGUGACACCCAGGUGUGGCCCCUGUCACUCAUUCUGAGCUGACACCUCCUGGGCUGGCAAGGGGGUUGCUUUUCCAACCCUGUAUUUUAUAUAGGGAUGCUGCCCCAUGCUUCAGAGCACAAAAAGAGCUGCAAAGCUUUCACUCUGUUGCAGCUUAACGUGAAAAUCCUUCUGCCUUCCACUCUGACCCUAUUUCAUUACAUGGUGGGGGGGAAGAUUUUAUUCCCUGCAAAUGGAGGGGAAAACAGCACAGUAAAUUCUAAGUGUAGCUUAACAAGGGGUUGCAUAGGGGAGCCCAAAGUUCCUCUGCUCUUUUGCAUUCACCUCAUGUAUCCUUGCUGGGGAAGCCAUGAGCAGCUGUGCCCAAGUCUCACUGAGAUCUUAUCCUCAGCUUUAUGCUUCAGGAAGUCUGGGGAUGAGGGAGCAGCACAAGGCGUAGCAGUAAAGUGAAAUUUCCUCUUGUAUCAGAGCUGUGCUUGUACAGAGCCACCGAGCACUGCAAUAUUCUAUCUGUAUGGAUCCACCCCUGGUAUCUGCUUGUAAAACUCAUGCCCACACAUUACCCUCCCUCAUGCUGCACUGACUGUACAUGUGCCUUCACCCUUUUUCAUGGUUUGGCAUCUUUUUUAAACACAAUUACAGAACUUGAAUAAUCACUGAACUGCAGUUACAAGUCCUAUGCAAGAGGUGACCAGGGAGUCAGUUUUCAAUAUUUCUGUGUUUCUGUGUUGUUUUCAGAGUCACUGUGGGGUUUUUCAGAGAAGCCCAACAGAAUUAAUGCCCCAAAAAGCAUUAAGAUUACUUUUUUUUUUAAAAAAAGCAUUUAGCAUUUUGGAUAUACUUAAUCUCUUAGGCAGCUUUGAAAAGCUCAGUCUAAACCCCAGUUGCUCACCAGGCGGUGCUUGGAGCAGGAGCAGGAGCAGCAGGAUGGACGAGCGCCAGGACAGAUGGCCUGUUCCAUGGUUGGAAAAGGUUGCCUUAAGCCUUCCCCAAAAUGCACCGGAGAAUGUUCCCGUGCCCUCCUGCCCCACGCCCGCGGGCAGCUCGGGGCAGAGCAGCUCCCGCCCUGGGCUCUGCUGGACGGGGCACAGCUGCCACUCGGGGAUCUUGGAGAAGAGGGAAAACCAGCCCCACGUUUUCUACAUCACCUAUGCUGUAGGACUGAGACCUCGUCUGAAACUCGAAGCUAACAAAAACCUGUCCUUUCGUGUGUUACGUGUUCAGUUGCUGUAAGCAGGGUUCGUAGGGAAAGGGCGUUUCCUCCUCUAGGACAUUGUGUAAACAUUUGCCGUGUGUCGACAGACUGAAGGACACGACUGCCUGGGAUGCAUUGUGUAGUGUGCCUGUGUGUGUGUAACCUGGUUUUGGUUGUUAGGUUGUAAUGCUGUCUCUUGACUGAAUAAAAAAAUCUAAUAUAAAGAAAAAUCACAAGAAAUAAAAAAAAUAUAUAUUUAAAAUCUA